AUGGCAACAAAGCAGCAAGAAAAGAGUCAAAAGAGCUGUACCAGAUUAAUUCCAGAACCAGCUACAAGCGAUAUAGGUCUUUAUUUGGAUCCAGGAACAGACACAGACGAUUACGAAGACUACGAGAUGCCACCACAGGCCCAGGUUCCUCAGCCAACGGUACCAGGAAGAAGUAGUUACGAAGGUCAGACCAAUCAUUCAAGAAACACACCCCUCGAACCUGAUUUUCUCGCAGAGGUUCACAGACCGCCGCGGGUCUUCCAAAAAGCCAUUGAAUUUUGGGAAAGCCUUUCUCCGGGUAGAUCCCGACCACCAGUUCCGAUCCCCGAGCAGCGUCCAAAGCGAAAACACAGAUCUGAAGACCCACGACAACUCGAAAGAGAUCGUUUGAAUAGAGAGGCCAGUAAUUCAAACUCAACAAAUAUAGCAGUGGCACCACGGACAGGAUCUAGCCACAAAUCAGAACAAGCUACACAGACGAGAGGGGGGCAGUGGCAGGCGUACGGAAAAAGCCUUCAGGAUCAACUUGCCCAAGCGCAAAGAGAAAAUCAGAAUUUGGAGGAUUACGCCGAGAAGUUGAAGACUGAAGCUGUCAACAAUAGGCAUACCUUUGAAAAGGAGAUCCGCAAGAUCGAAUCAGAGAAGCAGCGAGUCGACGCCGAGAGGAAGCAGAUCGAAAACGAAAAAACCAAGAUCGAAGCAGAAUACCAAUCCUUCAUCCUCCAAAAACUCAAAGAAUCAUCUGAGAAAGAAGACUCAGCACAAUGGCAACGUGACGGCAAUCAAGACAUCGCGGAUCUCGAAAAGCUGAAGAAAGACAUGCGAACGCUAGCACGGAACAUGGCUAUAAAAGACCCAAUCUCUCUCCGAAACCUCUCCGAAGAAGAUCACACAGCUCUUAUGGGCUCUUUAUCCGAAGUCUGCGUCCUCAGAAAUAGAACGAUUCCAGAGGAACUGAUGACGCCAAAAUCUCCCGCUCUUCUCCUCAAUGCGCUGCUGGCGCAUGAUAUCUUCACGAAUCUGUUUCGGAAGCCGUUUUUCUUUGUCGAGACGGGACUACAAGAAGAUAUUCCGGAGUAUAGAAUGGACACAAUAUUGAAUGAUAUAUAUAAACGCAUGCUUCAAGGUAAGGCGGUGGAUUUAGUCCCUCAGGAGGUCGUCGCUAAGCGAACUCUAGCGAACCGAGAAACGCCCCACUUGUGGAGAGCCCAGAUGUUGAGAAUUUUAAAAGACGACAGCAAAACAAACCCACAGGACAAAAGUGCCAAAGCUAACUCAGAAGAGAACAGAUCAAUAGUACCCCUGGACUCACUAAUAUCCCGCGUCUCCUCCCUAAAAUCUGACGCCUUCCUCGCUUCACCAGCCCGCCAUCUCCUCACCCCCUCGCCUAAGAUCGCAGCGCUGUACAACCGCGCAGCGCACAUCGCGUAUACACUGUGGAUGCGAAAGUCUCAUGUGGUGUUGUAUACCCUGAAGGAGUUGGAGAGCCCGAAGUUUGAUGGAAAUAGUAGAGUGUUGGUUCCGCAUUCUUCGGUAAGGUGGGAGGAGGUUGAGGGUGGGUUGCUGGGGAGGGAAGUAGGGUUGAUUGUUCAUCCGCUUGUCAGGGUUUUUGGGGUUGGUGAGGGAGGGGAGCGCGAGGGGGCUGUAUGGGCACCGGGUGAAGUGUGGGUUGAUAGUCCGAAGGUGGAGAUGAAGGAAUAA
This is a messenger RNA of Glarea lozoyensis ATCC 20868, 1701 nucleotides long. RefSeq lists its product as uncharacterized. NCBI's taxonomy places the organism in Eukaryota, Fungi, Ascomycota, Leotiomycetes, Helotiales, Helotiaceae. Bases 1 to 1701 code for a protein of 566 amino acids. The transcript has a single exon. The record is from RefSeq and is a predicted model, not a curated record.